AUGACACCUAAGCGGAUUCCAUAUGAGGCCGUGAUCUGUAGUGUUGAAGAGGCGAUAUCACGUAACAAGGUUCCGUCUAGGGAUGCGGAGGUACUUAGACAGGAUGUUGCGGUUAUUUUGCGGAAGGCGACAUUACCCAAGAGUAACGUGACUACGGAAGAACGUUUAGCUCUGAAGAACCUGAGAGCGAAUGAGAAUAUCCUGGUUCUAAAGGCGGAUAAAGGGAACGCCACGGUGGUCAUGGACUCGACAGAUUACGACGACAAAAUUCGGCUUUUACUGAAUGAUACGAAUGUGUAUAAGCCCGUUUCAUAUGACCCUACUGCCAGAGUUACGCGCCGGAUAAGGGCUGUCAUUAGGGACUACAGGGAGUUGUUCCAGGAUGAUGUCUUUGACCGUUUACACAGGCCUAGAAUAGUGCAAUCGCCGAAAUUGUAUGGGCUGCCGAAGGUACACAAAGCUAACGUGCCCUUGCGACCAAUCGUAAGUCAAAUCGCCUCACCUACUUACGACCUGGCAAAGCAUGUAGCAUCGGUGUUGCAGCCGCUUGUGGGUAAAACGUCGUCCUUUGUGAAAGAUUCUCGUCACUUUGUGGACAUUCUGAAGGAUGUUAAGCUGGAACCAGAUGACAUAAUGGUGAGUUUUGAUGUCGAGUCGCUUUUCACCAAUGUUCCAGUUAAGGAAUGUCUUGAGGUAGUUAGGACAAGGCUAGCUGACAAUGAGAUACUGGAGUCGGUCAUGGUGUUAUUGCGAAACUGUCUAGAAGGGAGCUACUUUUUAUAUCGACAAAAGCAUUAUCUCCAGAUUGACGGAGUUGCUAUGGGCAGCCCGGUGGCGCCGGUUUUAGCAAAUAUCUGGAUGGAGCAUUUUGAGGCAAACAUAGACCUGCAACCAUGGGCAGUGAAGUUAUGGAAGCGGUAUGUCGAUGAUGUCUUUUGUAUCAUGAAGGGUGGCAAGCAAGAAGUUGAGCAAUUACUCCAGUAUCUCAAUUCCAUUCAUCAGAAGGUGAAAUUUACGUAUGAAUUGGAAUCAGAUCGAAGUUUGCCUUUUCUGGACAUAAAAGUGAUAGGUCGGAUGGAUGGAUGGAGUGGGUAUUUCACAGCCCGAGACGUAACACUGCUAUCUAGCGAAUUAUUCAAUUUAAAAUAG
This is a messenger RNA of Leguminivora glycinivorella, 1149 nucleotides long. RefSeq lists its product as uncharacterized. Bases 1 to 1149 code for a protein of 382 amino acids. The record is from RefSeq and is a predicted model, not a curated record. NCBI's taxonomy places the organism in Eukaryota, Metazoa, Arthropoda, Insecta, Lepidoptera, Tortricidae. The transcript has a single exon.